UGUGCUCGUAUGGAGUAGACGUGGUAAACUCGAGCUGCCGCUGAUCUGCGAAACUUAUAACUAAUUGUGCGAAAAAAAAAUAAACUUUUUAGUUUGUGACUGGUUGAGUGUUUGAGUUGGAGAGAUAAUUUUACCUGAUAUCCCAGUAAGUCAUAUUUUAUAUCAUUAUUAUGAUGAGCACGAGGCAUAACAAAAAGGGCGAGGAUGAUCUGCUCUCAACAAUUAAAUCGGUUGUCACCAACCUCUGCACAUCUGAAGAUUUCAUUAACAUUCUAUGCAAGUCAAUUACAAAAGUCAUAAGUGAAAAGUUUGAACGUGAAAUUGAUUCGCUCAAGAAAGAGAAUGAAAAACUUCAGGAUACCAUAGCAAAUCAAAAUAUAAUAAUAAAUGGAAUGGAAAGGAAACAAGAGAAAUUUGAACAAUCCUUACGCAGCAAGAAUCUUCGAAUAUAUGGAGUAAAAGAAAACAGAAAUGAAAAUUGUAUUCAAAAUAUCUUGGAAAUCAUAAAUGAAAGGAUGAAAUUGAAAGUGAGUGAAUCGGAUGUUGAGAGUUGCUACAGAGCGGGAAAAUUUGUGGCCGAUUCAAAUAGGCCAAUUAUGGUUAAAUUUUAUAAUAGAUAUCACAAACACAUGGUUUACAAUAAUAAGAAACUUCUGAAGAAAACUGGAAUCAUCAUACGUGAGGACCUGACAUAUGAACAAAUUAAAUUAUUGAAAGCUGCAAUUUCAAGAGUGGGAGAAACUGGAAAAGUAUGGACAAACCAGGGGAAAUUAUUCAUCAAGCUUGAUACUGAUAAAAAUCACCAUCAAAUCAACUCCAUGGAAGACCUAGCUAAAAUCUGAUUAUUUUUCUUUCCUUUUUUUUGUGUUUUUUU
Molecule: messenger RNA, 874 nt
Organism: Phaedon cochleariae (mustard beetle)
Lineage: Eukaryota; Metazoa; Arthropoda; Insecta; Coleoptera; Chrysomelidae
Source: the annotation of a GenBank genome assembly